Messenger RNA from Penicillium antarcticum, 1602 nucleotides. Its product is annotated as arylsulfotransferase family protein. The transcript is spliced from 3 exons. NCBI's taxonomy places the organism in Eukaryota, Fungi, Ascomycota, Eurotiomycetes, Eurotiales, Aspergillaceae. The record is from RefSeq and is a predicted model, not a curated record. The coding region runs from base 1 to 1602 and encodes 533 amino acids.
AUGAAGUUCCUUGAAAUCAUCAUCUGCACUGCAGCGCUGAUGCCAGUCGUCGCUGCAGACUGGCAAUUCAAAUCUCGAACAGACCUGGCUCCACCUCGUUUGAACAUCACCAUCCCAGCUGCAAAGGAUGUCGAGAAGGGCUACCUCUUCGUCGCACCUUUCCCGGGCCAGUGGGCCGAGCCUCAAUUUCACGGUCCUCGCCAAGAAGCUCCCUAUAUCUUCCGAGAUGAUGGGGAACUGGUGUGGUCGGGCUACACCUACUUCUCCAUCUGGGCAGCCAACUUUCAAAAGGCGAAGUGGAAGGGCCAGGAAGUGUUGUUCAGCUUCGAAGGCGACCAUAACCCGACUUAUGGUCAUGGCCAUGGCCAUGCAACUAUCUUGAACCAGCGUUAUGAAACCAUUCGAGAAGUGCGCGCUGGGAAUCACAAGCUGAUGGAUAAGCAUGAAUUUCAUGUCAUUGACGAGAAGACUGCGUUGCUUCAGGUUUAUCAGCCUGUACCAAGAGAUCUAUCACGUUGGGGUGGUAGUCCCGAGCAACAGUGGAUUGUCGAUGCUAUUUUCCAAGAAUUGGACAUUGAGACUGGAGAACUGCUCUUCGAGUGGUCCAGUCUUGAGCACGUCACACCUGAUGAGGCUGUUCUUCCUCUCAAUCCCGGACAAGCAGGUGCUGGAUACAACUCCUCGGACGCAUGGGAUUACUUCCACAUCAACUCCGUGGACAAGGAUGUCGAAGGCAACUAUCUGAUCUCUGCUCGCGAUGCCUGUGCAGUGCACAAGAUUAACGGUACCACCGGCAAGAUCAUCUGGCGACUUGGCGGUCUGCGAUCCGACUUUGAAUUCGGGCCCAACGUCAAAUUCUGCUUCCAGCAUCACGCACGCUUCGUGGACCAGAGUGACGAUAGAGAAAUCGUCUCUCUCUUUGACAACUCUGCUCACGGAACCGAGAACCACCGCGGCAAAGAAGUCCACACCCAUCCAUUCUCGCAGGGCAAGGUCAUCUCUGUCAACACGGCUACCUGGACUGCAGAAAUUGUGCAGGCCUUCCAGCCUCCUGAUGGACUUCUAGCCAAAUCCCAGGGAAGCACUCAGCUUCUUCCCAACGGUAACGCACUGGUCAACUGGGGCUCCGAAGGUGCCAUGACUGAAUUUCGUGCAGAUGGUACACCCAUCUUCCACGCAUACAUGGACUCGGGAUUCUUGGGCGAGGGCGCCCAAAACUACCGAGCAUUUCGAUACAACUGGACUGGCCUUGCAACCGAAGAGCCGGCUAUAAUUGCCGAGAAAACUUCUUCGGGAACUGCAGUCUAUGUCUCCUGGAAUGGCGAUACCGAGACUGCGGUCUGGCGAUUCUAUGCAAUCACCGACCGAUAUGGGUCGCGGUCAUUUUUGGGCGACGCGAAGCGUGAUGGCUUCGAGACUUCAUUCCUAAUUAAUGGCCACUCGCACCAGACCGUGGCAGCUGAGGCUGUCUCUGUUCGUGGUCGCAUCUUGGCUACCACUCGAGUUGCUCAUAUCGAGGAUGCUGUUCUCCCUCCCUAUGAUGGCGUUGUUGCGGAUUCAGAGGAUCGUGGUUCUUGGAGACAGUUGGUUUUGCAGGUUUAG